Molecule: messenger RNA, 2319 nt
Organism: Trichobilharzia regenti
Lineage: Eukaryota; Metazoa; Platyhelminthes; Trematoda; Strigeidida; Schistosomatidae
Source: the annotation of a GenBank genome assembly
AUGACGAUCAAAACAGUGUUGUUGGCAGUGGGAUUUGAUUUAGGCUCAUCUUUACUGGAUGAAGUAUUCAAAUGUUUUCAAAUGGAUAAGCCUACUGAGAAAGUGAAUUACAAUGAAACUGAUGAGAAUAACAAAAGUGAAUUGACCAGCACUAUAAAAGAGAACCCUAGAGAACAUUCAAGUAAUCCUAUUCAGCAAUUAGAUUCUUUGAAUUGUCUUGGUAACAGCUAUUAUGGUGAUGAGGGGGGAAAUAAUAAUAAUAAUAGUAAUAAUGAUGUUAAUCAGACAAACGAUUUCAGUAGCACUUUGAAUAAUAAUUCUACAAUGGUGAAGUCUCCGGUUACACCAUUGAAGAAUAUCAAAUCUGAUCUAGUUGAAACUAGAAGAGUAGUGUCGAAAGGGUAUAACGCUGCCAAACCACUGCAUACUACCACUUCAUCUUCACCGUCUUCUAAUUCAAUAACAAGAAAAAUUUUAACUAACGGUAGUUUAACACAUCAUAACAAUCAUCACCAUCAUAGCGUACAGGCAACCAGUAAUGUUAACAGCAAUAAUAAAAACGAUAAUACUAACAAUAACGCUGCUAACAUAAUUACUCCAUUUAUUUCUAGUCCAUCGGAUUGUAUAAACUCAUUGAAUUAUGAAUCAGCAGAUAAUGAAUUGACUAAUUCAAUUAUCCAUGACAGUUAUAUGAUGAAUGAUGUCGUCGACGGUGAAGCCGAUGGUGAUGGUGAUGUUAAUCAUUUAAAGAAAUUAAAAUCUGUGCAGAAAACAGAACACAAAUCGUUAUGGAAACGUAGUUCCUUUGGGAGUUUAACACGUCGUAGUUCAUCUGUGUCGAAAACACUGCAAAGAAAUAAUUUCAAUGGAUUCAAUCAAUCAGAUCAUGAUGAGAAUAAACGAUUGGUAAUAAGCAGACCAGUUCUGCUAAGUCGACCGAAUUCAAUUACUCAAACAUCUCUAAACAAGUUACCGUCGAAUUCUUCUUCAUCUUCAAUUAUUGGUGGGUUAACUGAACCAAGCAGUUUAGGCAGUUCAACAAGUCGUGGAAGCUCAUUGACUGUUGUUUCUUCUUCCAAUGGUUGCAGCGGUGGUGGUGGUGUUGGUGGAUGUGAUAGUAGUAAUGGAGGAUAUGCUUCAUCGGUGAAUAACGUUCAAGAAGAAUUAUUAGCACAUUCAUUGAAUACAGAUUUUGAUCAAGGCCAACAGCAGCAGCAACAACAACCACUAUCGUCAGCAUCAUCGUGUUAUUAUGAAAUAUCAACGAAUGCAUCACUUUCACCAGCGCCUAGUUUAUCAUCAAUGACAUCAGUUUCUGGUGGUCUACCGCAUUCAUUAACAUCUAGCAUUAUAAGUACAACAACGAAUACAAAUAAUUCUAGUACAACUGCGAAUACAACCUACUUACUGCCUAAUUCUAGUAUUACAUCAACUGCUCAAGGUUGUCUACGAGCUUUACGAUCUGGUGAUACAGUAUUUCGUGCAUCAACAAAUAUUUCAAGUGGAACUUUAAACUCACGCAGAAAAAUAAGUACAUUGUCGAGAACAAGUGUUACAAUGAUGACAGAUGAAAGAUUCAGUAAUUCAAGAAUCCAAAACUUAUCUCCAUCUGCAACUUUGGUUAACUUAUCAGCUAAAAAUGUAUGUGACACUGGUGUCUUGUCUUCGUCGCCACCGUCAUCCUCAUCAUCAAGUCUACUACGGAAUAAAUCAAAGUUGCUGUUCAAUCGUGAUAUCUACCAGCCAUCAAGUCAGAUGAGUCCAAGUCAUUCUGCGUUUUCUGCUGUUACUAAUCCCCUACAGCAUAAAGAUUUAACGCGUACACACGGAUCACAUCUAUCGUCAUCGUCUUCGUCUUCGAUAUCAUCGCCUACUACUACUUCUACUACUACUACUCCUUUCGCUUAUGAUUCAAAUGGACAGUAUUCACAGAAAAAUAAUAAUCAAACGAAGUCGAAUCACACUACACUGUCACAACCAUCAGCUGCACCUCGAUCACCACUAACAACUAGAACAAUAAAAGAUGGUGAAAACAGUGAUAACAGGUCUAGCAUGGAUUUAGAUUGUGUUGUGGCAUCAUUUCUAGGCAAAGAUUUUGCUGAUUUCCUGAAUAAAGACAUCAAUAUAUCUGACUCUUCAUCGUCAUCUUCAUCGUCAACAUCUUCCAAAGUGCAAAUGAGUAAAACUCGAACCGGAUUGGAUGUUCAAACAAAUUUAUACAGAUCACCUUUCAAAUCAAGUCUAUCUAGGCUACCGAGAGGUGGUAGUCAACGUGAUAAUAAUGAUAACGGGGAUAAUGGAGAUGUACUUGCUAUUUAA